Cyprinodon tularosa is the source of this 3154-nucleotide messenger RNA. RefSeq names its product transcriptional repressor scratch 1-like. Gene Ontology annotation, biological process: regulation of DNA-templated transcription. Gene Ontology annotation, molecular function: DNA-binding transcription factor activity, RNA polymerase II-specific; RNA polymerase II cis-regulatory region sequence-specific DNA binding. The record is from RefSeq and is a predicted model, not a curated record. NCBI's taxonomy places the organism in Eukaryota, Metazoa, Chordata, Actinopteri, Cyprinodontiformes, Cyprinodontidae. The transcript has 2 exons. Bases 822 to 1721 code for a protein of 299 amino acids.
GGGCAUCAGAAAGAGCUGCAGCUCCACAGAGGAGACAAACGGAAGGAGAAAGGAGGGCAGAGAGAAAGGAGAGCAACCCGAUAGUCUGCUCUAGUCUUCCAGCAAUAAAAAAAAACAAUAGUUUACAAGAAGAUGAGAUGCCAUCUGAGAGGUUAAAAUCCUGCGCAGGUUUUGAGACGUUUUUUGGACUCCACGGUUUUCUUUGAGAAACAUUUUAAUUCCUCCCUUUACCACUCCGAAAACAGUCCCAACUCGCUGCUUGCUAUAUUUUAUUCAUUUUGCUUUUUGAGAGACAUAUCACUUAUUCAUUUGCACGUAUUUUGGAUUUUCAGCUUGUGUUUCUUGCAUCCAAAUCCACUUUGUAAACGCCAAACUGCUGGUCUGCUGGAGCGGAUCGGACAGCGGUGGCUGGCUGCGCAGAGGAGCUGUCCGGUGCUGAAACCUGCAGGACACAGGAACUGUUUGAUGAGUAAGACGUUAGAAAACGACUAUUUAACGUGAACUAACAGGAGAAACCGACAAUUGUAAUGGAGAAAACACCCAGGAAACGAUUUAUAUUUCUAUUCUAGAUACAUUAGAGCUCCACAGGUCUUCCAGAUUCAAUUUUUAACUAUUACACGUAUCUGCUACUGAAAACCAAGAGUACAGGAUAAAUACCUGGUUUGGGUUUUUUUAAGAGCAUUUUUUUGACUGCAUAGGAAGCCAAACUAUUAUAAAAAAAAAAAUCCGCUUAUUUCCAUCACUGGGUUCAGACGUAGGUCUGGAAAAAGAAGACAAGCGUUUAUUAAUCGUAUGAGUGCAGCAGCAGUGACUGUCCCACCAUGCCUCGAUCUUUCUUGGUGAAGAAAGUCAAACUGGAUGACUUCUCGGCUGCUGAGCUGGAAAGCUCCUACAGUCACAGCCGAAGAGAGGAGCUCAGUCUACGAUUCCAUCACCAUGACAAAGGUUACGUCAGUGAUUAUCUAAGUCCUAAUCCUUAUGAUGAAGUUGUUGGAAGUGAGUCAUCAGUCAUCUCUAAAGUGCCCUCUCCGAGUCACUCAUCAAUCAUCUAUGGCCACAUUAACAACACCUAUUCAGGUAUUCAUGGUGACAUCCAUGGGGACUCAGACCAGCCGGACAGUCCGAGGUCUGAGGUCUCAUCUUCAGCAGGCGGGUACAUUAACGGAGAUGCAGCUGUGAGUGAAGGAUACACAGUAGAUGCAUUCUUCAUCAUGGAUGGACGAUCGAGAAGGAAGGUUGCAACAAACCCUAGAGGAGCCUCUCAAAGGCACACAUGCAGUGAGUGCGGCAAAACCUACGCCACGUCCUCCAACCUAAGCCGACACAAGCAGACACACAGAAGCAUUGAUAGCAAGAUGGCCAAAAAGUGCCCCACAUGUGGAAAAGUGUAUGUCUCCAUGCCCGCCAUGGCCAUGCACUUGCUCACCCAUGAUCUCAAGCACAAAUGCGACGUAUGCGGAAAAGCUUUCAGCCGACCGUGGCUGUUACAGGGUCACAUGCGUUCGCACACUGGAGAGAAGCCGUUCGGAUGUGCACACUGUGGGAAAGCUUUUGCUGAUCGUUCAAACCUGCGCGCCCACAUGCAGACUCAUUCAGCCUUUAAGCAUUACAAGUGCAAGCGGUGCAACAAGACGUUUGCACUCAAGAGUUACCUGAACAAGCACUAUGAGUCUGCAUGCUUUAAGGGGGCUUUUUCCCCGAUGAGCUCACUGAGUGAAUAAGGAAUUCAGAAAGCACAUCUAGAAUUUAUUUACUUAACUUACAUCUGAUUUCUUCUGCUUUACCCCAAAUGAUGAACCGGAGUACAACAAAGAAGGAGUUUUUUUCUCUUAUUUCAAACCCCCCAGUUAUUCUUAUUUCAUGGUUUAUUGAAAAGUUUGAAAGAACUUCAAAUGAUUUAUUUCACAAUGAGGUUCUGUUGAGUAAACAGAGCACAGCACAUCUAGGGCUUCAUAUUUUGAAGAAACCUAGAUGUAUUUAUGUCCAUAUCAAUCCACGUCAAUUUUUUCUAGCCAUGAUGAAAUAACACAAAAGCACAAUUGCUCCUCCAUGUCUUUGUCUUUCUUAAGAGUUUAUAUGAUCAAGCACAGAAACCAAUCUCUUGCAGAGUUUCAUCAAAACAAAUUAUUUUCAGCUUUUCUUUGAUACAAAGCUGAGGAUGCUUCUUGUAUCUUAUUUUUAGUGAGGCUGACUCUGACUGACUUUCAAGAAAAUACAUGCAAUUCAGAAGAAAAUAUAGAUUCAGCUUUUUAAAAGGAAAUAUUAUAAACAGGUACAUCUCAGUUUAAUAGAAGUGAAACUCAUAUAGUAGAAUGGUCCCUUUCUAAUUGUUUAGAGGACAAUCAUUGGUAUCCAGAGUAUGCUACAGAAAGAGGCCCGCUGUUCACAGAAAGUUUUAUCCGGACAUAUUGGCAGAAAACUGAAUGGAUGGAAAAAGGGCAGCCUUUGCAAAGUCAUUAAUUAUUCUUUACUUUCAGAGCCAACUCAAACAGAUUUAAUCAUGACAAUAUGAACUAAAGUGAACACUUGAAAUCCACCAUAUCAUUUCAUUCUAUUAUUCAAAUAGUUAUUCCAGCCACUGCCAAGUAUCUAGGCACGCAGACACCUUCUACCCAUGUACUACCAUAAUAGGAUGUCAGCAGUGUGGUAAGCCCAGUCUUGAAAUUUCCUCACAAUAAAACAGCAGCGUAAUUCAAGCCAUGAUGUAAAGCACACAAUUACUGGACUAUAGAGCAGUGUUCACUGUAGUUGUGGAUUUUGUCUCUUUGUGUGUCAAUCAAUGGACUAGUCUGAGUUUGGUAUUUUUCUCAGCCCCAGGAACUAUUAAUGCUUGAGCAUUUCAUGACAUUUUGGACAAUUUAUUACCACUAUCUUUAUAACAAAGGAUCAGAAAAUAAAUCCUGUAAUUAUAUAGAUGUUGAAUGUUUGAUAUGGAAUAACUUGGUAAGCCUGACUGAAAUCUUAAAGGAAAUCUGUUCAAUAUAACUUUCCCUUCUCCAACACCAGUAGCUACUGUAAACCCAUAAACUCCUGAAGGUAUGGUCAAAUUUUCUGGUAAACACUGGGAAACCUUACUAACAGAAGCUGUUUAACUGUGAAAAGUUGGUUAAGAAAAGGUUGAGGAGCAAAACAAAAAAAACAAAACAAAAACAAA